AUGGGCCGAUUUAACGCCUUCUCCGGCGCAUUGCUCUCGCUGGCAAUCCUUCCCCUCGCCAAUGGCGCCCCUGCAGCCGUCUCGUCCGCCUCCGCCAGCAGCAGCCCUAACCCUCCCCUGAGAGGCUCCGAGGACCUCCUGGGCUAUUCUCCCUCCAACGUGCUGACGACGGAAAACACCGACGACGUUCCCUACCAGCCCGUCGAGGGACAGAAUCUCGACGCCAUUGACGGCUUCUAUCUCGAUUUCGAAAGCGUGGAAAACCCGCAGCCCAUCCGCGGAUCUAAGGGAGGAACCGAUCCCGGUCCUCAAAAAGGCAAUGACAACUACGACCGCAUCAACAGCGACAAGCUCGCCCCGCCAGGAACGGACAGCGGCUCGACGAUCAACGCGCAGUGGCCGAUGGGCCUCAGUCAUAACAGACUCGGCCUCAAUGGCGCCGGUUGGGCGCGACAGGAAAAUACAGAGGUCAUGCCGGCUGCAAAAGCGAUGGCCGGCGUCGACAUGAGACUCGAGGCGGGCGCCUACCGGGAACUGCACUGGCAUGUCGCGUCGGAGUGGUCUCUGGUUCUGAACGGCAGUGCCAGGAUUGCGGCAAUGAACGAGGAGGGCCAGACAUUCAUCGACGAUGUGUCCAAAGGCGAUGUGUGGUUCUUCCCGCCAGGCGUACCUCAUUCCAUCCAGGCUCUCGAAAACGGAACGGAGUUUCUUCUGGUUUUCGACGACGGCUCAUUCUCAGAAGACAACACUUUUCUAACUUCGGACGUCUUCUCCCAUCAACCGAGAGAGGUGCUGUCAAAGAACUUUGGCGUCCCCAUCGCCGCCUUUGACAACAUUCCCACCGAGGAGCUCUACAUCUUCCCGGGAACCCCAGCACCGAAGGACAUCCAAGAACAGAAUGUCACCGGGUCAGCGGGCAGCGUUCCCAAGGAACAGAGCUACUCAUACCACUUCUCGGAGCAGCCCGCUCACGAGGUCCCCGGAGGCAGCGUGAAGAUCGUCGAUCCAUUGACCUUCCCGAUCGCGUCCAACUUCUCAGCCGCCCUCGUUACCGUCAAGCCCGGCGGCAUGCGCGAAAUCCACUGGCAUCCGUCCAGUGAUGAGUGGUCGUUUUUCAUCCAGGGCAAAGCCCGUGCCACCCUCUUCUCGGCGCCCAGCAGUGCCACCACGUUCGACUAUCGCCAGGGAGAUGUAGGUUACUUUCCCAGGUCGAACAGCCACUAUGUCGAGAACACUGGCGACACGGAUCUGAUAUUCCUCGAGGUGCUCCAAGCCGAUCACUUUAGCGACAUCUCCCUCGGACAGUGGAUCGGCUCGACGUCGAAGCAGAUCAUCCGCGACAGUCUCCGUCUGAGCAACGAGACGCUGGACCAGCUCAAGACGGAGAAGCAGUACGUGGUCGCUGGAUCCACCAACCUGACGUCCUUCACGCAGCCAUGA
Rasamsonia emersonii CBS 393.64 is the source of this 1440-nucleotide messenger RNA. RefSeq names its product Oxalate decarboxylase. The coding region runs from base 1 to 1440 and encodes 479 amino acids. The record is from RefSeq and is a predicted model, not a curated record. Gene Ontology annotation, biological process: oxalate metabolic process. The transcript has 8 exons. NCBI's taxonomy places the organism in Eukaryota, Fungi, Ascomycota, Eurotiomycetes, Eurotiales, Trichocomaceae.